UCAUUGUCCAUCUUUUAUACCCUAUAAUCUUCAAAAGCACCAUUUUCUCAAUCCAAUUUUAGAACAACAACCAACCAAAAAAACAGAGCUAAAAACUAGAAUUAUUUGCUCAAAAAUGGUUCCUUUGGUGAUCCAGAGCAUGCAAUACUGGCUAUCGGAGCACCCCAAAAUGGUCACAUUCCGGUGGAACACCCAAUUAUGGGGCUCCACCUGGCUCUUCCUCCUCACCUCCAUCUCCUUCUACAUCACCGCCGCCGUCACCCUCCACCACCUCCUCCUCCCUCUCUUCCUCAGGCGCCGCAGCCGUCCCGUCCCACUCGGCCCCAUCCCCGCCCUCCACAGCCUCGCCAUGACCCUCAUCUCCGCCGCCAUCUUCGCCGGCACCCUCUCCUCCGUCGCCGCCGAGAUCCGAGACACCCGGUGGCUCUGGCAGCGCUCCAAGACCCCAUUUCAGUGGCUCCUUUGCUUCCCACUCGGCACGCGCUCCUCCGGCCGGGUCUUCUUCUGGUCAUACGUCUUCUACCUCUCUCGCUUCCUCCUCCCACUCCGCACAUUCUUCGUCAUCCUACGACGUCGUACGCUCCCACAUAUCCAGCUCUUCUACGACUCGAUCUUCAUCUGUAUGUCUUUUCUCUGGCUUGAAUUCUCUCAGUCUUUCCAAGUGUUCACCAUUCUCUGUGUGAGUCUCAUGUAUUCCAUGGUCUUCGGGUACGGAUUCUGGGCCGAACUCGGGUUCCCGGGUCCGACCUAUCCGGGCAUUGUGAUCCAUUGUCAGAUGUUUUUGUUGGGUUGCAAUUUGGUUUUUCAUGUUGGGGCUAUUUUGUUGCAUUUCUUUAAAGGUGGGUGUAAUGGAAUUGGGGUUGGGUUUGUCAACUUUGUGCUUAAUGCUGUUACUUUCUUCAUGUUCUUCAAGUUCUAUGUCAAGAUGCAUUUGCCUAUCAGAAUGGAUGUCACUUCAAAGCCUAAAUCUUCUUCGGAGACAAAAGAUGAGUUUGCUAAUGGCAAAGACAAGGAUGAUUGACGAGGGAAAGAUGUUCGGUGUGCCAGACAUUAUAUUAUUGGUAUACCAUUCUUGAUGAAAAUGUCUCAAAUGACAUUAAUUUUUAUACAAUUUUAUUUCUUUAUUUUUUCUUAAAAAAUUCAAGCAAACUGUUAACACUCACAACAUUGACAUUAUUAAAAGUUUGUACAUGUUUUUGGUGUUUUUAAUUAAACAAGUGUAUUUGUUUUUAUGGGGAACAAUUUGAAUCCUUGGGAAGGUUUUGUGUUCUUGCAAGACUACUAUUACGUCAUCAUGUUCGUCAGGCUGAAUUCCUAUUCCCCGUUUGGACCGACAAAAGGAAUUCAACUUGUACAAGUUAUUAAUAGUCUGCAUCAGCAAAGAAGCUUUUUUUAUCUUUCAACCUUGGCAGCUUUAGAAGCUUCCGUGCACUUCAUCAUAGAACUUUAAACC
This is a messenger RNA of Cornus florida, 1453 nucleotides long. RefSeq names its product elongation of fatty acids protein 3-like. Gene Ontology annotation, biological process: sphingolipid biosynthetic process; fatty acid elongation, polyunsaturated fatty acid; very long-chain fatty acid biosynthetic process. Gene Ontology annotation, molecular function: fatty acid elongase activity. The coding region runs from base 116 to 1021 and encodes 301 amino acids. The record is from RefSeq and is a predicted model, not a curated record. Lineage: Eukaryota; Viridiplantae; Streptophyta; Magnoliopsida; Cornales; Cornaceae. The transcript has a single exon. Gene Ontology annotation, cellular component: endoplasmic reticulum membrane.